UCUUUGGGACGUUGCCGCGGGUGCAGACUUUAAGCUUGCAUGUCUGCCUCAAUUAAUUAUUACAUUGGAAAACACCUCGUGGCAUUAACAGGGACUAUGGGGCGUUCACACAUUUCACCAAACUCCGCGACAGCCAUUUUAAAAUUUUACAUGCCAUAGUAUUUUUGGUUGAUAGCAUCUCGAUAGCAAUGAAGCUAAUGCUGGUAGAUUAGCAGUUUUUUGCUAGGCCCGGACGGACGUCAGCGGAGGACAACCAUGAGACUUUUAAGGUUUCUGCGGAGCAGCGUUUCCAUAGGGAGAGACGUAGACUACUAUUCCAAAUUCUCGCCCUCUCCUUUGUCCAUGAAGCAAUUUCUGGAUUUUGGUUCAGAAAAUGCUUGUGAGAAAACGUCUUUCGCCUUCCUCAGGCAGGAGUUGCCUGUGAGGCUGGCAAACAUCAUGAAGGAGAUCAACUUGUUGCCAGAUAACUUAUUAAGAACGCCAUCCGUGCGCCUGGUACAGAGCUGGUAUAUUCAAAGUCUCCAGGAGAUCCUCGAGUUCAAAGACAAAAAUGCAGACGAUGAGAAAGUGACAUAUGAUUUCACAGAUGCGGUGAUCAAGAUCGUAAAUCGUCACAAUGACGUCAUUCCGACAAUGGCGCAGGGGCUGGUGGAGUACAAGGAGACGCACGGUACCGACCCGGUGGUGAGUCAGAACGUACAGUACUUCCUGGACCGGUUCUACAUGAGCAGGAUCUCCAUCCGUAUGCUGCUCAACCAGCACACGCUCCUCUUUGGUGGCAAGGUGAAAGUUAAUCCAGCUCACCCCAAACAAAUCGGCAGCAUUGACCCACACUGUCGAGUGAGUGAGGUUGUCAAAGAUGCCUAUGAAAAUGCAAGAAACCUUUGUGACAGAUAUUACAUGAACUCUCCGGAGCUUAUACUGGAGGAAUACAAUGUCAAAGAUAAGGAGAAACCCAUCACCAUGGUCUACGUCCCAUCACACUUGUACCACAUGGUCUUUGAAUUAUUCAAGAAUGCCAUGCGAGCCACCAUGGAGCUGUACGGAGACAGCACGGAUCAUCCUCCAAUUCGUGUUCAGGUCGGUUUGGGAACUGAAGAUCUGACAGUUAAGGUGAGCGAUCGCGGAGGCGGCGUUCCCUUGCGUAAGAUCGACAGGCUCUUCACUUACACGUACUCCACUGCUCCGCGACCGAGCCUCGACGGGUCCCGGGCUCCUCCUCUGGCCGGUUAUGGAUACGGCUUACCCAUCUCUCGACUUUACGCCCGCUACUUCCAAGGAGACCUGAAACUGUAUUCUCUGGAGGGCUACGGGACUGACGCGAUCAUCUACAUCCGGGCGCUGUCCACCGAGUCCAUCGAGAGGCUCCCGGUGUACAACAAGUCGGCGUGGAAACACUACAAGACGAUGCACGAGGCCGACGACUGGUGCGUCCCGAGCCGAGAGCCGAAGGAUAUGACGACGUUUCGGCGGUUCUAGAAGGGAGACCAAUGCCAUCCCAAGUGUCGUUGUCAGGUGUGCAUCUUUCCAAGUCUCUCUGUAGGCUAUUUCGAUAUGUGGGGUGUGAUCCAUUUCACGGAGGGCAUAUUUGAAAGUGGGUCGGUUUGGUUGUGGUGGUUACGCUCACGUUUAAAAAAAAAAAAAGCAAUUUUCCGAUUCAAUUCGGUGUUUGUGAAACUCCCUCACAUUAAGUCGAUGUUGAAAUGGCUUGGAAGCCUUUUGAGUAUUUAUUUGAUAUCGAGUCAGUGCCCAAACAGUUCAGUAUCACUGAUAUCAAAAUAAAGUAGUACACGGACCUCAAGCUGGAUCUCAAGGAUAUCGAACAAACACUCAAACCGGUUUUCCGUAAGUUUGUGUGUCAAAUGUGCAAUGUCAGAUUUUAGGAGUUACUGUCAUGGAAUACGAGAACAUGUUUUUAGGAUGUUUCUGUUUAAUUUUUUUUUAAUCUCAUAUGGGGACUAUUUUAGUGUUUUUAAAAUGCUGUGGUUACAUAUUUCGGGCAAAAAACAAAUCUCUUCAGCGUGUUACGAUGGUUACGUGUUUGCAGAGAUUCCCGUGAUGGUUACUCAUCACUGUAUGUUUUUGCGUUGCCCAUGUGUCACUUUUCCAUGGAAUAUGUUUUGUUUUCAUCAUUGGGUUACAAAAUGCUGAUAAAAAGCAUGUUUUUAAAUCACCGUUAUGGUCUUAGAAGAAGUCAUUUGCAUCUGCCGGUUUCGUAUUGUACAUUUGUUUCCCACCGAUUAAUCAGAGCAAUGUGUUUCAAUCGACAAUUUUACAUCUGUUCUCGUUCUGAGGUUGCCAACAAAACUUUAGAACCUAAAAAAAAGGGGGGCGGGGAAUGGGGGAAGAACAGUUCUCAAGUUUUGGUUAAAAAUAAACUUUAGUUUGAGCUGCUAUAAACAAAUGGGAUCCAUGAAUUUCCUUUUCAACGUCACUGGUAAUAAACUGCAGAUUCUCAUUCA
This is a messenger RNA of Hippocampus zosterae (dwarf seahorse), 2462 nucleotides long. It is a transcript of the gene pdk1, whose product is annotated as pyruvate dehydrogenase kinase, isozyme 1. Lineage: Eukaryota; Metazoa; Chordata; Actinopteri; Syngnathiformes; Syngnathidae. Gene Ontology annotation, biological process: protein phosphorylation; regulation of glucose metabolic process. The coding region runs from base 256 to 1479 and encodes 407 amino acids. Gene Ontology annotation, cellular component: mitochondrion. Gene Ontology annotation, molecular function: pyruvate dehydrogenase (acetyl-transferring) kinase activity. The record is from RefSeq and is a predicted model, not a curated record. The transcript has 11 exons.